AUGUUAUCCCAGUAGCAAAAUUUAGAGGAAGAAAUGCCAAACAAACAAGACACCACUAAGGUAUAGCAGUAGAAAGUAUUUAAGAUAUCUGACAAUAACUUUGACUUUGAUCAAUUCUACUUUAGCUAUGCUAAGUACCACUACAACAGCGUCAAUAAGUUCCUCCACAUGAUUUUUAUUCCCUGUCUUGUGUUUACCUUAUUUGGCAUUUCACUUCACGGACCUAAAAUGAGAUAUGAUAUCUGCCAUGGAUUCUAUGUCUAAUUAGACAUACCUAUGGUCUUAAUAAUCGUACUUGGCGGUACGUACUUAUUAGUAGACAAACUCACUGCUAUCUUCACAAUCACUCUUGAGUUGAUAGCAUAUAUUUGGAGUUUGAAUCUAUACUAUAAUGACAAAGAUUAAUUCGAUGGUAAUCAUCUCUCAGUGAUGCUCUACAUUCAUGUCAUAUCAUGGAUAGCUCAGUUUAUAGGUCAUUUCAUCUAUGAAAGGAGAGCCCCAGCUUUGACUGACAAUGUUCUGCUUAUGUUUGUGGCUCCAUUCUUCUUUGGUUUUGAAGUUUUAAACGCUUUUGGCUAUAAAAAAGAUAGGAUAUAGGAAGUUAACAAGGUCUUAGUGCAGGAAAUUGAUUAAUAUAGAAAGGGCAAAAAGAUCAUGUGA
This is a messenger RNA of Stylonychia lemnae, 660 nucleotides long. NCBI's taxonomy places the organism in Eukaryota, Ciliophora, Spirotrichea, Sporadotrichida, Oxytrichidae. The record is from the annotation of a GenBank genome assembly.